Molecule: messenger RNA, 2064 nt
Organism: Lathyrus sativus (Indian pea)
Lineage: Eukaryota; Viridiplantae; Streptophyta; Magnoliopsida; Fabales; Fabaceae
Source: the annotation of a GenBank genome assembly
AUGGCUCCAAGAUUGGAUUUUUCGAGUUGGUGGGUGAAGGAUACACAGAAAGGGACACCGGUGGUGGUGAAAAUGGAGAACCCGAAUUUCUCUGUUGUGGAGAUUAAUGGUGCAGAUGCUGCAUUUAGGCCGGUGGAGAAGAAUCGUGGCAAGAAUGCUAGACAAGUUACAUGGGUUUUGCUUCUCAAGGCUCAUCGUGCGGUUGGUUGUGUUACUUGGUUAGUGACUGUUGUUUGGGAUUUGCUUGGAGGUAUUAAGAAAAGGGUGAUUCAGAGACAAGGGGUGGCUGUUGAAAAAGGGAAGCUGUUGUUUAGGAUGAUUAGUUUGUUUUUAGUGAUUUCUUUGGCUGUUUUGGCUUUUGAGGUUGUUGCUUACCUUCAAGGUUGGCAUUUUGGGAAUCAUAAUUUGCACAUUCCUCAUAGUUCUGAUUUCGAAAGGUUGUUCCAUGUGGCUUAUGUUGCUUGGUUAACUUUCCGUGCGGAAUACAUUGCUCCACCAAUUCAGGCUCUUUCCAAGUUUUGUAUUGUUUUGUUUGUUAUCCAAUCUGUUGACCGGAUGCUUCUUUGUUUGGGGUGCUUUUGGAUCAAACUCAGGAAGGUUAAGCCAAGAAUUAGUGGGGACCCCUUCAAGGUUGAUGAUGUUGAAGGAUCGGUGUGCAAUUAUCCAAUGGUUUUGGUUCAAAUUCCAAUGUGCAAUGAGAGGGAGGUGUACGAGCAAUCUAUUUCUGCAGUCUGCCAAAUCGACUGGCCAAGGGAUCGUUUACUGAUUCAAGUACUAGACGAUUCUGAUGACGAGAGCAUACAAUGGUUAAUUAAGGCUGAGGUCUCUAAGUGGAACCAAAAGGGAAUCAACAUAAUCUAUCGGCAUCGCCUAAUCAGGACGGGAUACAAAGCUGGAAAUCUUAAUUCUGCAAUGAGCUGUGACUAUGUGAAAGACUAUGAAUUUGUUGCAAUAUUUGAUGCAGACUUUCAACCAAAUCCUGAUUUUCUUAAGCAAACUGUGCCACAUUUCAAGGACAAUCCUGAACUAGGUUUGGUCCAAGCUAGAUGGUCUUAUGUUAACAAGGAUGAGAAUUUGUUGACUCGUCUUCAAAACAUAAAUUUAUGCUUCCAUUUUGAAGUAGAGCAGCAGGUCAACGGUGUGUUUCUUAAUUUUUUUGGUUUCAAUGGAACUGCUGGUGUUUGGAGAAUCAAAGCCCUAGAAGAGUCUGGAGGCUGGCUAGAGAGGACAACGGUAGAAGAUAUGGACAUUGCUGUCCGAGCUCAUCUCAAUGGUUGGAAAUUUAUCUUCCUAAAUGAUGUAAAGGUACUUUGUGAAGUUCCUGAGUCAUAUGAAGCUUACAGAAAGCAACAACACCGCUGGCAUUCAGGGCCUAUGCAACUUUUCCGGCUGUGUCUCCCAGCAAUUUUGAAAUCUAAGGUAUCACCAUGGAAGAAAGCAAACUUAAUUCUGCUAUUUUUUCUGCUAAGGAAAUUAAUCCUUCCCUUUUACUCGUUCACUUUAUUUUGCAUAAUCCUUCCUUUAACCAUGUUUGUCCCAGAGGCUGAACUCCCUUUAUGGUUGAUCUGCUAUGUUCCUGUAUUCAUGUCAAUCCUUAACAUUCUUCCUGCACCUAAAUCUUUUCCUUUUAUUGUUCCCUACCUCCUUUUUGAAAACACCAUGUCUGUUACUAAAUUCAAUGCAAUGGUAUCUGGUCUUUUCCAAUUGGGAAGCUCUUAUGAAUGGAUUGUCACAAAGAAAGCUGGAAGGUCAUCGGAGUCCGAUUUACUUGCUGCUGCAGAAAGGGAAACUAAGUCAAUAGAACAACAAAAGAUCCAUAGAGGAGCUUCUGACAGCGAACUUGUUGAGUUACACCAAUUGAAGGAACUCAAAGAAGCAGCUGUAGAACCAGUUAAGAAAGUUAAUAAGAUAUAUAAGAAAGAACUGACUUUGGCAUUCCUUCUUCUCACUGCUUCUGUCAGAAGUCUGCUAUCUGCACAAGGAGUUCAUUUCUACUUUCUGCUUUUCCAAGGGAUAACUUUCCUCCUCGUAGGCCUUGAUUUGAUUGGAGAACAAAUGAGCUAG